AUGUCGACUUGGGACCACCAGCCUCACCCCCAGGGGCCAUCCAACAACGCUGGUGUUGCACCAACCGCCACCUCCUUGCCCUCCUUGCCCUCUGCCGCCGCCUCUUGCCAUCUGACACCCCCAGGGGCCAUCCAACGACACCCCUGGUGUGCGAACAACCCUGAACAUCACAGUUCAGGGUUGUUUGUGCUUGUUUUUUCACUGCUGCCUGCCUGGUUCACCCCACCACCACCCCCUGCCUCUCGCCAUCCAACACCCCCAGGGGCUGUCCAGCGAUGCCCCUGGUGCACAAACAACCCUGAACUGUGA
Cyclocybe aegerita is the source of this 309-nucleotide messenger RNA. The record is from the annotation of a GenBank genome assembly. Lineage: Eukaryota; Fungi; Basidiomycota; Agaricomycetes; Agaricales; Hemipholiotaceae.